This is a messenger RNA of Poeciliopsis prolifica (blackstripe livebearer), 4458 nucleotides long. Its product is annotated as phosphatidylethanolamine-binding protein 4. NCBI's taxonomy places the organism in Eukaryota, Metazoa, Chordata, Actinopteri, Cyprinodontiformes, Poeciliidae. Bases 106 to 696 code for a protein of 196 amino acids. The transcript is spliced from 7 exons. The record is from RefSeq and is a predicted model, not a curated record.
CCAUUCCACGUCACGCGCAGCAGCAGCUGCAGCUCGACAGCGUCCGCCGCCGCCUCACUCAGAGAGGGCCAAACCUGCGGACAAGCCCGGCAACACAACUUCAAAAUGAUGGCUUCACUCACCUUGCUUUUGGGGUUGUUUGUCUUCAUUUUGGAACCAGUGGAGGCAGAGGCAACACAAAGCACCCUGGACCCUCUGGACGCUUCUUUUUGUCACGGCGGGCUGGAAGUAAUCUACCCAGAACUGGACAUCAACAAAUGCCUUAUGAUUCCAAAGAAUCACAAAUUCAGAGAGAAAAUCAGCACUGUUUGGAAAGCCCCGCAGAUCUACUUCCCUGGAGCAGAGAAGAAAAAGAUGUACGUCCUGGUGAUGGUUGAUCCUGAUGCUCCCAGACGCUCCCAGCACCCUGCUUACUGGAGGCACUGGUUGCUUGUGAACAUAAAGGGCUACUCACUGGAGAAAGGAAAAAUGCAAGGAAUGAUUCUUACUGAUUACCAUCCACCGACACCGCCGCAGAAGACUGGUUUCCACCGUUACCAGUUCAUGUUAUUUGAGCAGCCUCCUCACACAAAGAUAUCACUCACUGAAAAGGAGUCUUCCCGUGGUAAAUGGGAUUUUCAGGCCUUCGUCGAAAGGUUUAACCUCGGGGAACCAGUGGCUGCCUUGCAGUUUCUCACCCAGAACUUCAAGGACUAAAGGAUACUCAAGUACUUCUAUCAGAAGAGGAAUACAAUAGUAGUUAUACAAACUAAACAGUUUCUUCAUUUGUAUUGUUUCCCUGCUUAAACAGCAGAAAUUCUUCAAAGCUUGCGCCACUUUCUAUCUUAUCUGCGUUCAAGAGAUAUUUCCUCUGUGUGUUGCUCUGGCUGAAGGGUUUUUGAUGUCGCCCCGUAUCUCUGGUCUCGUGGUUGGGAGCAAAGGAUUCAGGAGAUAGAUUUAAACUUCACUGGGGAUUUCUUAAUAGUUUCCAAACACAGACGACAAGAGAAGGAAGACAGUGCUGAUAUCACAACUUAGUGUGGAAAGAGUUAUUCUAAUUCAGGGGCCGGAAACACGUCAGGGCCAAAAAAAGGAAGUGGGAGGUGAAACUAAGACCGCAGCUCAGCCGGAUGCUGCAGUGGAACUUGAACUAAAAUACUCUAGAGUGACAGGGCAAGGGGGAGGGGCUGUCAGGCCUGUCAUGCACCAAGUUAAGGGAACUUGCUGUUUGUGUCAUUGUUUAUCAUAUUUCCAUUGACCACUCUCACCUCGAUUGGAAACAGUGAGCUACUUUCAGGUAUCUGGUUUAUCUGAAGAAACAGCCGCUGAGUUUUUGACGUGUCCUUCAGUAUAACUUCAGGACAAUGAACCCAUUUUGAACUUGAGAGAGUUGCAUAAGAGCCUCACCUGGCAGGUCUGCAGAGGAUGGUGUGGGUAAACUUUUCAACCCAUCCACACUAAAAUGCUCUACAGACUUUACGGGUCUCUGUAGAGGAUGGGUCAGAGUCCCGUCCCCCACCCCCAUGAAGAAUAUUGGUUUCUAACCAGCAACUCUCCUCCCGGGAGUGUUUGUAUCAAUACCCCAGAUGUCUGAAAAAGGGUGGAUUUACAUGAGUGACUUUGAUGUUCUGAUGAUCAAUCUUUAGUUGGUGGUUUCAUUGACCCUAGUUUGGUGUCUCAUCAGUGGGAUAGGCAGGAGCAGGUAAAGGAGGCUUUCGUGCCUUUGGUGGAUAAGCCAGCCUUGGUAACCCCCAAUGUGCCCUCUCCAUGAACUCUGGAAGAUCAUUGAUCAAUUGUCCAGCAUGUGCUUUGUUUGCCUCCCAGACUCAGCAGUCAAAGCACCCAAGUUCACAAACAAAACAACCAAAACAAUACACACGGGCCCACAGUGAGCGAGAGAACCCACUGCUUUUGAACGCACAAUAAGUACCCAUCACUUCGAGUGUUGCUCCUGACCUUGAUUUGCUCGUCUUAUUUGACUUAUAAAAUCACAUUUCUAACAACUGGCAAGUCGAGGAUAAUUCCACACUCAUUGUGAAGCAUGCCAAGUAGGAGAGCAUUCUUCCAAAAAACACCUACUUGAAUCCAUCAGUACAAGACUGAAAUGCCAAGAUGUGCACUUCCAAAUGCACUGUGCAUUUUUUCCUGCUCCUUUAUGUUUUAGAGAUAUCCUGCCAAACCAGCUGGGUUUUGCCGUUCAGUUUCCUCGAACGUGUUUAUUUUUACUCCAAAUGUCAAGAGUUAAAUGUUAUGAUUAGUAAAAAUUGACAGUUAUAGUUCAUUGCUGGAGAGCAUAUAAGCUUCUCACUUUCCCUGAUGAUGUGAAUAAGGCUUUCAAGAUUUUCUUUAAUGAAGUCAAUAUUACCGCAGUUUAUCAUUUUUAUAAUAAGAUUAGUUGUCUCACUGGCAAAAGUGAUCCAAUAUGCAAGAUAAUACUAAGAAUUAUUUCAUCAGAGAAUUUCUGAGUUACUGCAUGUUGUUCUAGAAUGAAUUUGAGAGGAACAUCUGAUCAGUUAAUAUUCAUACAGUUUAUAUUUCCAUAUAUGACUGCACGUGUUGGAUGCAGUUCGAAUUCCUCAGGAGAUUUGAGUCCUGUCUCAGAGUAAAUUUUUUUCUUUUAUUCAUCCAUGUUUCUGGGUAACUGAAUCUGUUUUUUUUUUUAUCUAAGCACAUAUUUUUAUCCCAUCAUAUAAAACCCCAUAAAGAAGGUGACCUUUAACAUGUCUUCUGGUAAAACUAUUGGAAAAUUGUAACAAAAGUCUAGCCAAAAGCGUCUCUAAUUUUAUUUUAUUUUAUUUUUUUUUUUAGUUUUGUACGGAAAGUACUUUGCUUCCUAUUGCAUUCAACCACUUGCAUAUGUGGUUAUACAAAUCAAAUUCAUAAGUUUGUGCCUAAAUAAAAACCACACAGAGCACUGCACUGCUAUGCUGUGUGUAUACUCCUGCAGAACUCCUGCAUAUAUAUUGUAUAUCUGAUGCACAAAGUUUGUAGCUGCUGGACAAAACUAAACACUGUCAAACAAUAAUGUAACAAGCUGCUACUCCAGUAGGAAGAACUGGGCUGUCCUUCUAUAAGACUUGAGGUCUCCUAACCUCUUUAGAAACCAUCUCUCCUCCUUAGAUCUUUGAUACAUGUGGGUAACAUGCACCUGUACCACUUCAGCAUACAUACAUACAUACAUCAGUGAUUUGCAAAUGUAUCCCUACUUCUCCUGUUUGUUUUUUUUUCAAACCACAAAGUUUAAUGUUUGUCUGUGAAGUUUUAAAGAGAAAGUAGUUUGUUAUUUUUGAAGUGGAUGGAAAGUGAUGCAAGGUUUUCAAAAUCUUUGUUGUGUAAAAAGUUUCAAUUGUGUUCAGCCCCUUAGAGUCACUAUAUUGUAGGAGCCUUUGUUGCAAUCACAGCAGGAAGUCUUUUGGGAUUUUUGUCAAUCAGCUUUCCGUCUGUGAAUGUUAAAUGUUGUUGGUUGUCUAUACCUACGCAACACUUCCCUGUGAUGUAAGAAAUUGUGGAAGAAUUCAACGGGUAUAAUUACUGUUUCAAAUCGCUGUACACGUACAUCUAAACAAAUAAAGUAUAAUGGAAAAAAUGUUAUAUUUCGUGCCAUUCAUUUCAGAAAGUGAAACUCAACCAGUUUCAUUGUUUGAAAUAUUUUAAGCCCUUUAUUACUUGUAGCCUUGGUGAUUAUGUCUUAGGAUAAUUGAAACCCAACAUUCUGCGACUUAAAUAUUGGAAACUUGUGGUUUCACAUCGAUUAACUCAAAUACAUCUGCAACGGUGUCCUAGAAAUGGUCUCUCAUUCUGGGUCAGUCACUGAUGAUUUGACGUGCCAUUUCAUCUGCUGGUGUUGGCUCACUGUGUUUUCUAGUCAACCAUAAUAUCUUAAAGAACUUCAUGUUUUCCGCUGCUGACAAGAUCUAUGAAGAUGCUGAUUUCAUUUUCCAGCAGGACUUGGCAUCUGCCCACACUGCCAAAGGUACCACAACAAGGUUCAAUUACCAUGGUGUAAAUUUGCUUGACUGGUCGGCAAACUGGCCUGACCUGAUACAGAAUCUAUAGUGUUAUCAAGAGGGAGGCAAGAGACACAUACUGUUCAGAAGUCUAGCAUUCCUGUUUGAAAUAUUCUCUUAUUGAUCUUGUGUAACAGUCACAACUUUGAGGCAGUGAAUUCUCGGUUUUCAUUAUAUAUAAACCAUAAUCAUCAAAAUUACAAGUAAGAAAGGUCUACAAUAUUUCACUCCAUGUACAAAUAAUCUAAGUGUGACAAAAAUACUGAACUGUAUGAUAUCCAGAUUUUUUUUGAUGUACGUUUAUGUCAUCAUCUAUUACCAUAUGUCUGAUAAAUUAAUGAACCAGAAAAUUAAGGAGAAAGUUAACAGUGCACAAUCAUUUUAAGUAUUUUUGAAUGCAUAUUGUUUUCCAUAUUUUUAUUACAUUCUAUGUUCUGAAUAAAGUUGUAGAUUAUGCUGGUGGUCCGCGUUU